Homalodisca vitripennis (glassy-winged sharpshooter) is the source of this 9036-nucleotide messenger RNA. It is a transcript of the gene Ufd4, whose product is annotated as E3 ubiquitin-protein ligase HECTD1. The record is from RefSeq and is a predicted model, not a curated record. Gene Ontology annotation, molecular function: metal ion binding; ubiquitin protein ligase activity; protein binding. Bases 388 to 8334 code for a protein of 2648 amino acids. The transcript has 44 exons. Lineage: Eukaryota; Metazoa; Arthropoda; Insecta; Hemiptera; Cicadellidae. Gene Ontology annotation, cellular component: nuclear speck. Gene Ontology annotation, biological process: anatomical structure development; protein K63-linked ubiquitination; proteasome-mediated ubiquitin-dependent protein catabolic process.
AACUUUUGUUGCCAUAACCACAUUUUGGUAGUCUUAGAAGAAAGCGUUUAUACAUCACGUGUGACGCAUUUGUUCGUGAAUAAUUUUUAAGUGAGCAAGUUUUUUUUUCAACGUGAGUGUCCAUUUGAAGGAAACACAUUUUAACAUACUGACGUUUUUCACCAUUUUAGAAGACUGUGCUGUGUCGAGCUAAAACUUGUGACUGCCAUGGUAUAACAAAGAACGUUUCUAGGCGAAGUGUUGACAGGAAACGUUUACAAGCCCCCUAGUGUACAGGCAUGGGGUAAUGUCUAAACACAAAGGAAGAUGAUCGUCAGUACUUAUAUUUUGUGAAGUGAAAUGAAUCUAUAACAUCGUAAAAGAUUUGAACUGAGUGUAGCUGCAGCCAUGGCUGAAGUGGAUCCAGAAACGUUGCUGGAGUGGCUGAAGAUGGGGCAGGGAGAUGAACGGGACAUGCAGCUCAUUGCCCUGGAACAGCUCUGUAUGUUGCUCCUCAUGUCAGACAAUGUGGACCGCUGCUUUGAGAGCUGUCCACCCCGAUCGUUCCUGCCAGCGUUGUGCCAGAUAUUUUUGGAUGAGUGCGCGCCAGAUAACGUGCUAGAAGUGACGGCACGUGCCAUCACGUACUACCUGGAUGUUAGCGCUGAAUGCACCCGGCGCAUUGUGGCCAUGGAUGGUGCAGUCAAGGCUAUCUGCAACCGGCUUGUGGUGGCUGAGGUGGCAUCUCGCACCAGUCGCGACUUGGCUGAGCAGUGCAUUAAGGUUCUGGAGCUGAUCUGCUCCCGUGAGGCAGGUGCUGUAUUUGAAGCAGGCGGACUAGCCUGUGUGCUCUCAUUUAUACGGGACUAUGCUUCACGUGUACACAAGGACACCCUUCACUCGGCGAUGACAGUUGUGUCACGACUCUGUACUAAGAUGGAGCCAGCAGACCCCACACUGCCAGCCUGUGUACAGGCACUGUCCACUCUUCUACGCCACGAAGAUUCCCACGUAGCCGAUGGUGCGCUCAGAUGCUUCGCCUCACUCUCCGAUAGAUUCACUAGACGAGGAGUUGACCCAGCACCUCUGGCUGAACAUGGGCUUGUGUCUGAGCUGCUCACUCGCCUAUCCAAUGCAGCUGGUCCUGCUCAAGCCACCGUAUCUGGACCAAGUACCCCUGGAGCCAAUACCAGCACAUCGGCACCUGAGACCAAGUCUCCAGCCUCUGUCUCUACUAUCAUCAGUCUAUUAUCCACGUUGUGUAGAGGCUCUCCUAGCAUCACCCAUGACCUUCUGAGAUCAGAGUUACCGGACGCAAUAGAGAAGGCGUUGAAAGGAGAUGAAAGAUGUUCUCUUGAUACCAUGAGGCUGGUGGAUUUGCUUCUGGUUCUGCUGUUUGAGGGCCGCAAAGCUCUGUCCCGAGGUGCCAGUGGAGGAGGUAGUAGUGGUCAACUAUUGCCGAGACUUCGGCGAAUGGAUUCAGCCGGAGAGAAAACUCACAGACAGCUGAUUGACUGCAUCCGAAGCAAGGACACAGAUGCACUUAUUGAGGCCAUUGACACUGGAAUUGAAGUCAACUUCAUGGAUGAUGUUGGACAAACAUUGCUCAACUGGGCUUCAGCUUUUGGCACUCAAGAAAUGGUGGAGUUUUUGUGUGAGCGUGGUGCAGAUGUUAACAAAGGUCAGAGAUCUUCGUCGCUGCACUACGCUGCAUGUUUUGGGCGGCCAGCCAUCGCCAAGGUGCUGCUGCGGCAUGGCGCCAACCCCGAUCUCAGGGACGAGGACGGCAAGACUCCACUAGACAAAGCAAGGGAGAGAGUGGACGAAGGCCAUCGCGAAGUAGCUGCCAUCCUUCAGUCUCCUGGAGAGUGGAUGUUGCCAGUGGACAAGGACAAGAAGCAGGAUCUAGUGGAAACCGAAGAAAGCUGUGAACCCAAGGGUGACCCCGAAAUGUCUCCCCUGUAUCUUAGGCGACUAUUGCCAGUCUUCUGUAGCACAUUUCAGUCCACUAUGCUGGCCAGUGUCAGGAAAGCCAGUCUGAGUCUCAUCAAGAAGAUGGUUCAUUACAUCCAUCCAUCACUACUGGUGGAGGCUUGUAGUCCAGAGUCCUCAACAUACAAUUUGGGCACUAUGCUAGUUGAAGUCAUAGCUACUGUGCUUGACAAUGAGAUCUCUUAUAGUUGGCCGUGUAGUGAGACCAGGCCCGGUUGGGCCCCCAAACUGGGCCAGCUGGCGCUGCGCUGGGACCCGGAGACCAAGUUUAUUGUCGAUAAGACCACGGAUGAUGAAGACGGACAUCUAGUGGUGCUGCAGAUUAUCGAGGAUCUGAUGACCAAGGCCCAAGAUAUAUUUCUUGAUCACUUCGCACGGCUGGGAGUAUUCUCCAAGGUCCUACAACUGGCUGGACCACAGGACUCCUCGACCCUCCAUGACACUCAAUCCAUCUGCAAGAAAGACGAUGUGUUACAGGAGCAGUGUGAGCCGGAAGCACUAUUGGAAGACACCAAGGAGAUGUUACCAGGCAAGGCCUAUCACUGGAGGGAUUGGUGCUUGUGUCGGGGCCGAGACUGUCUGUACGUGUGGUCAGAUGCUGCAGCACUGGAGCUAAGCAAUGGUAGCAAUGGCUGGUUUCGCUUCAUCUUGGAUGGCAAGCUGGCCACAAUGUACUCCUCAGGCAGCCCAGAGGGUGGCACAGAUUCCACAGGGAAGACCAGGAAUUCAGAAACACUUGCUUCAGACGAAAACCGUGGAGAGUUCCUGGACAAGUUGCAGCGUGCUAGGGCCCAGGUAAAGCCCAACUCCCCCAGUCAGCCGAUAUUGUCUCGGGCCGGAGCAACACGCAUUGUGGUUGGAAACUGGGCUCUCUCUUGCCACAAGGAGGGCGAGCUUCAAAUCCACAACUCCGACGGGCAGCAGCAAGCCACAAUUCUGCGGGAAGACUUGCCAGGUUUCAUCUUUGAAUCUAACCGUGGGACUAAACAUUCAUUCACAGCAGAAACAUCUUUGGGCCCAGAGUUUGCAGCUGGCUGGACUGGUAAACGGGGAAAACGCUUGCGUUCUAAAAUUGAAGCAAUGAAACAGAAAGUGAGAGUACAAGCCCAGGAUAUCUACGACAAGUACUUCAAGGCAGCGCAGGCGCAGCCUCGUGGUGUUGUCGCAAAGCUAGGAACCAUUGUAGCUCAGAUAGAAAGGGCCUGUCAGAAACAGUACAUGAGUAAUCGAGAGAACGGGUCAGGUUGGAGGGAGAUACUACAGUGUGCGCUCCACGAACUGACAGGAUUACUGCAGGAGGAGGGGGUAGUGUCAUCGUAUGAGAUACAUAGUUCGGGGCUGGUCCAGGCCCUGCUGUCCGUGGUGGCUACUAGUCCAUGGGAUCAGGCGUCCACACCGACCAAGACCAACAAGCUUCAGAAACAGCGAGUCUCUGUCUUUAGGAAUUGUUUCAAGGAGAAGGCAGGUGAAAAUGAAAAUGUAAACACGGCCAUGAUUCUAGUCCACAAGCUAGUCUCGGUACUGGAGUCCAUAGAGAAGAUGCCAGUUUACCUGUAUGACUCACCAGGUUCCUGUUAUGGUUUGCAGAUACUGACCCGUCGACUAAGGUUCCGGCUGGAGAAGGCCUCCAGUGAGUCGUCACUGAUUGAUCGCACAGGGCGCUCACUCAAAAUGGAACCACUGGCCACGGUGACCCAGCUUGAGCGCUAUCUUCUCAAGAUGGUAGCCAAGCAGUGGUAUGACUACGAGCGCUCUACAUUCACUUUUGUGCGAAGGCUCAAAGAGCCAGGCACCAGGCUUACGUUUCGUCACCAGCAUGACUUCGACGACAAUGGUCUUAUCUACUGGAUUGGAACCAAUGGAAAGACAUGCCCUGAGUGGGUAAACCCUGGCCAGUACGGGCUUGUGGCUGUGAGUUCUUCGGAUGGUCGCAACUUGCCCUACGGACGUCUGGAAGACAUACUUAGUCGAGAUUCCUCAGCACUCAACUGCCACACAAACGAUGACAAGCGUGCGUGGUUCAGUGUGGACCUGGGCCUGUGGUUACUACCUUCUUCUUACACGUUAAGACAUGCACGUGGCUAUGGCCGCUCAGCCUUGCGCAACUGGCUUUUCCAGGUUUCUAAAGAUGGCACAAACUGGACAACACUCUACACACAUGUAGACGACUGUUCACUCAACGAACCAGGCAGCACAGCGUCAUGGCCCUUGGAGCCUGUAACUGAUGAGACCCAGGGGUACCGACACCUACGCAUCCAGCAGACUGGCAAGAAUGCCUCCGGGCAGACACAUUACUUGUCACUAUCAGGGCUGGAGGUCUAUGGCACUGUCACCGGUGUCUGUGAGGAUCUCGGAAAAGCAGCAAAAGAGGCAGAGGCGAACCUGAGGCGGCAGCGGAGACAAAUACGCACACAUGUGUUAAAGCACCUAGUCGUAGGCACAAGAGUGGUGCGUGGGCUUGAUUGGAAGUGGCGAGAUCAGGAUGGUACACCACAGGGAGAGGGCACAGUCACUGGUGAACUGCACAAUGGUUGGAUUGACGUAACGUGGGAUCACGGAGGGUCCAAUUCGUAUCGUAUGGGUGCUGAGGGGAAAUACGAUUUGAAAUUAGCGUCAGACGCAGAGCCGAGUGCCACUGGCGCCAAACCUGCCACCCCGACAGGUAAAUGGUGCAAGAACUUCAACACGAGCAACGAAAGCAAAAGUGGAGGUGGCAGUGUUCUAACCAGCCGGAAAUCGAGCUCCACACCCAGUCUGCCUGAUGCUACGGAAAACCAAAGUCGUAGUUCUGUCGCCAGCACUGACCAGGCAGCGUCUGCUGAUAAUCUGGCUGCUAAGCAAGCUGCACAGGCACUGGCAGAGAGUGUGCUGUCUGUGGCACGUGCCGAGGCCAUUGUGGCUGUUACCAAUGAGAGCCAGUGCUGCUCCACUCCAGCCAAUGAGCUAUCAGUAGUGGUACACACACUGCGAGACUCUCACACCAAUGCCAGUGAUCUGGCCACCAUCGUGGAGACUCUCGCUCUGGAGGAGACCCAGAGGCUAAACACUGGUAAUACUCAAGCCAAUAAUCACAUACAGCGCAGUGAAGACAACAAGCCUACUGCUGCAGAACCUAGCAAGAAUCCUCUUGGCUCCUCCAGUAAACCCCUGUAUAGGGCAAACAAGCUGAUGGGCUCAGAGGAGCAUUCUCUGCUCACAUCAGAGGCUGUGGAAGUUCUAGACAAGAUGAGGGAAGGCGCUGACUUGCUGCGCAACAACACUAACAGCUACUUGUCCGGUGAACUGGUAGCCAACUGUCUGCUAGUCAACAAUACACAAUCAGGCAAGAAGGAGAGAGAGAGGGAAAACAAAGAACAGAAGGAUAAUGCCAGCAGAGGACCAUCAUCAAUGAGUGUUAGUGUACCUAACCUUACAUCGGCCACCAAUUCAACAACAAUGGAGCAGUCCAACCCAGCUGGGCUGUUGGAGACGUUUGCAGCGAUGGCAAGACGACGGACCAGUGGUGGAGGUAGUGGAGGAGGUAACAGUGGUGGCACAGGGGGCAACAAUCCCUCCCCCUCUACCAACACUUCCUCAACCCCCUCUCCUGGCAGUACAUUGUUCCCUAGGGCUCCUAGCAGUGUCACCAGCCUGGUACGACUGGCUCUUUCCUCCAACUUUCCAGGAGGCCUGCUGAGCACAGCGCAGAGCUAUCCUAGCCUGACAUCUGGUGGGCCAACUGGCACCGGUUCCUGCGGUAUACCAACCACAGCCGGCUCGGGACCACAGUGCCUCAGCCAAGCUCUCACCAUGAGUAUGACCUCUACUAGCAGUGAUAGUGAACAAGUCAGCUUGGAGGAUUUCUUGGAGAGUUGUCGAGCUCCAACACUACUUGCUGAGCUCGAGGAUGACGACGAGAUGCCGGAUGAGGACGAGAAUGAUGACGAUGAGAAUGAGGAUGAUGAUGAUUAUGAAGAGGUCAUGGUUAGCAGAAACUUGCUUUCCUUUAUGCAGGAGGAGGAGGGUUACGAGUCACGCAAUGCGGGCGGGGGCAGCAGUGGUGGUGGGGAGAGCGGUGGGGGCAAGCGUCGAUCCUGGGAUGAUGAGUAUGUGUUGAAGCGCCAGUUCUCUGCCCUGAUACCAGCAUUCGACCCACGGCCAGGGCGGACCAAUGUCAACCAGACUACAGACCUGGAGAUACCAGCCCCAGGCGGGGAGGAGGGCAGUAGCUCCACCAGUCUCGCCACCGACCACACACCACAGCCUCGCCUCCAAUUGGUACUACGGGGUCCCAACAUUCCAGGGGUACAAGAUGUAGAGAUUGCAUUGACUGACCCCAACUGGACCAUUUUCCAUGCGGUGCAAGAGCUGAUACAGCUGGCAGACCUCGGCAGUAGACAGGAAAAGUUGCGCCGUAUCUGGGAACCUACCUACACGAUCAUCUACAGGGAGAUGAAGGAAGGUGGGGACGAGGAGGGAGGAGAGUCGACACCUGUGGCCUCACUAAUGUCCCACAGUCAUGCCUGUGCCAGCAGUGUAGUAUCACCUGCUACACCUGUGCCCUCCAUGUCCUGCACUGUCGAGGAUGUGCUGCAACUCUUACGUCACCUGUACGUCAUCACCACCAGCCGUGACAGACACUACCACUAUGAUCUGGAGUGUGUGGAGAGCCAGCUAUCAACAGAAGAGUUCACUAGCAAGAAAAUAACUAACAAGCUGGUGCAGCAGAUACAGGAGCCUCUAGUGCUCAGUUCUGGUGCACUGCCAGCUUGGUGCGAAGAGCUCACUCAUUCCUGUCCCUUCCUAUUCCCGUUUGAGACCAGACAUCUCUAUUUUAGCUGCACAGCGUUCGGCGCUUCCAGAUCGAUAGUGUGGCUGCAAACCCAACGAGAUGUGACGCUGGAGAGACAGAGAGCCCCAGGUCUGUCACCACGCAGGGACGACCCCCAUGAGUUCCGUGUCGGCCGCCUGAAACAUGAGAGAGUCAAAGUGCCAAGGGGAGAUCAGCUGUUGCCCUGGGCCAUGCAAGUCAUGAGGAUACAUGCUGACAGGAAGAGUAUACUGGAGGUGGAGUUCCAAGGGGAGGAAGGGACGGGUCUUGGACCCACACUAGAGUUCUAUGCUUUGGUGGCUGCUGAACUCCAGAGGAAAGACUUGGGUAUGUGGCUGUGUGAUGAUGACAUGGACCCUGCCAAUGCCACCAGCCUAGACCUGGGAGAGGGAGCCAAACCUCCUGGUUACUAUGUGCGCCGUGCGCCAGGACUGUUCCCUGCACCUUUACCACAGGACUCGGCUGCCGCAGAUCGUGCCACACAGCACUACUGGUUCCUAGGGGUGUUUCUCGCCAAGGUGUUGCAGGACAACCGACUGGUGGAUCUACCCCUCAGCCACGCCUUCCUCAAGUUGCUCUGUCAGGGCGAAGUCGUCAACAACAUCAACGAAAGGAUUGGCUUGUUGCCCAGAAGUCGAAGUGUAGUCACAGAAGAGGAUCUCAUGAUGUCAUCAUUAAUUUCUGAAGAAAGUGAGAAGGAAUUGGAACUGGACCCACCCAAAAUAUGCAUAGAGGAGACCAAACCGUGGUUCAGUGGUAUCUUAACAGUAGAGGACCUGUACGAGGUGGACCCGGAGCGUGGACGAUUCCUCCGUGAGCUACGCGAGCUAGUAGCACGCAAACAACGAAUUGUGCAGGAUAACACAUUGUCGCCUGAGACGAAAGCAAGGCAGAUACAGAAUCUCUCACUAGUGUCAAGUGAUGGAAGUCGACUGGAAGAUCUCAUGAUCACGUUCACGUACCUGCCUAGUAGCAAGGUGUAUGGCUUUAACUCUGUGGAUCUGGUCAGCAAUGGCAGUGAUAUUGAGGUGAGAUUGGACAACCUGGAGGAAUAUCUGGAGUUAACAACCAAGUUCAUGUUGGAGACUGGCAUCGCUAGGCAGAUGGAGGCGUUACGCUCAGGCUUCAAUCAUGUAUUCCCCUUGCGCAAGCUACAUGCAUUCACGCCCAGCGAAGUGCGUGUUAUGCUUUGUGGUGAUCAGAACCCUCAGUGGACAAGAGAGGAUCUGCUCAACUACACAGAACCAAAGCUGGGAUACACCAAAGACAGCCCUGGAUUCCUGAGGUUUGUCAAUGUAUUGGUCUGUAUGAAUGGUGAAGAGCGUAAGGCAUUCCUACAGUUCACUACUGGCUGCUCGUCUUUGCCACCUGGUGGACUGGCCAACCUGUACCCGCGACUAACUGUGGUGCGCAAAGUAGACGCAGGUCAGGGCAGCUACCCUUCCGUCAACACUUGCGUCCACUACCUCAAGCUGCCUGACUAUCCGACUGAGCAGUUACUACGAGAUAGACUUCUCACCGCCACCCGCGAAAAGGGAUUCCACCUUAACUAAAUUAUUUGUCUAUAGAAAAAAUCAAAUUGUAUAUUUUGUUUUUCGUACGGAUUAUAUUAUUUUGGUUAUUGAUAAAACUCGUAUCACUUAACACAAGGGGAAAUAUUACCGUUAUUUUCUCCAUCAAUCAAUUUUGGUGUAAGGUUCUUUUAUUUCUGUGGAUUGUUAAGUAUAAUUGAGAAGUUCCUGUUGUAAUUUGAUUCCCUUAUUUCAAUAGUCGACACAGAAUUAGUUGAUUUAAUUUUCUUAUUAGUGUUUGACUUUUGUACAAACAUAUUUUUAAAUAAAACACAAGUAAGUUUGAUAGCCCGCUUUAUGAAUGUCAGCUGUUUUGUUUAGCGUCCUGUCAUUUAUUGCCCACUACGCUUUCAGUUAUUUUUCAUACGAUUUCUUUAUCUUUGUGCCUUAACCCUGCACUCGCGUUAUGUUGGCAUAUUUUCACAAAUUCUAUGUAUAUAAAUUGUCUCGUAUAAGAUUAGGUGUAAGCUCCACUACCCCGACUCGGGUAGUGUUAUAUGUAGUAGGCCUAGUAACAAAUGUUAGCUUAAAUUGUCACGUCUAUUUUCUAUGUGAUGAGAGGCAACCGUUUGUUGUGCGUCGAAGAAAUGUGAUCUACUUAAUAAUAAAUCCUAUAUUUCAAUUUUAAGUAUUUAGUCUUAUCUAUAAGAAAGGAUUAUAAAAUGAAUAAAGGUAUUGAAAAUA